GCAGCAGCAGCAGAUUGAAUGAAGUGUCUUUGCAGGCUGCCGACCACACGGAGGACACCGUACUGGCUUGCUCAGGAUGCCAGAGAUGUACAGCCAGAAUGCAUCAGUAUUUUUCAGCUCAUCGUAGGGCGGAUUUUAGCCUCACCACGUCUCCUUUCCAGGCCGGACUUAAGAAGCUACGGGGCCUCGAGGAACCUCCUCUCCGCCUUCAUGGUAUCUGGAAAGCAGCGAUCUGCUCCGGCGACUGUCAGCUCCCCUGAGCGGGUGAUUAAGAACUUGGGGGAAAAGGAAAUGGUCAAGAUGGCAGCUGUGUACAGAAUGAUGAAGCUGUGAUGUGUUGGCAGCAAAUGAAGUGUUUUUAAUUUCUUUUGUCAGGCGGGACGCGAGCGCGUGUGAGGGAACGCUGUUUGGAUUCCUUUAAGAUUCUCUCGACUCUUAGUGUCUUUCUUUACCACAUUUAGCUAAAUUGCAGUCCAUGUUUGCAGGGUGUGGGCUGUGCACGACAAAAGGCAAUGUUUUCUUAAUGCUGGUCAGCCCGAUCGGCGCUCUGUGCUGCGGAUAGACAGAUAAACGGACGGAGGGACACGUGCUGGGACUUGGCUGCAGGCUGCGUAUUUGCAUAUCGUGCAUAGUAAAUAUAAAGUCCCUGAAGCCUGAACACUACAUUGAUGGAAUGCGAUCAGAAUGAUUUUAUAACCUUCAGUGCAAAUACCGAGAUAUUGCGAUUAACAUGGCCGAGGCACUACGUAACUCCAAAGAGCCUCCCCUAAACAUCGAGAUCGAUCCGGAUUUCGAGCCCCAGAAGCGCCCACGAUCCUGCACUUGGCCCUUGCCCCGUCCGGAGUCCGGUGCGGGUAAACCCGGGGCGAAUGACACUGACGUAAUCCCCGAAGAGGAGGAUGAUGAGAGCGGGAGCGCGGAGAACGGCGCUGCACAGAAAGCCAGCGGUGUCACAUUUAAAGAGCCGAGCAGCAGCAGCUCCAUCUCCCAGCCGGUGGAGGUCCAGCGCGGCCCCUGCAAAGAGGAGGCCGCCGACGGCUCGCCUUCCUCCGCGCAGACCCCUGGCGCGGCUCUGUGCGGCUCUGCCUCCCAGCAGCUGAGGAAGUCAUCCGCCCGCAGAAAUGCCUGGGGCAACUACUCCUAUGCAGACCUCAUCACCCAAGCCAUCGAGAGCUCCCCCGAGAAAAGACUGACCUUGUCCCAAAUAUAUGACUGGAUGGUGAGGUCUGUGCCAUAUUUCAAGGACAAAGGCGACAGCAAUAGCUCUGCUGGCUGGAAGAAUUCCAUCCGACACAAUCUGUCCCUCCAUAGUCGCUUUGUGAAAGUCCAGAAUGAAGGAACAGGGAAAAGUUCCUGGUGGAUGGUCAAUCCAGAAGGUGGAAAAGGAGGCAAAGCCCCCCGACGAAGAGCUGUUUCAAUGGAUAACAGUAAGUACAUCAAAGGAGCUCGGGGACGUGCCACCAAGAAGAAAGCCUCUCUGCAGGCCGCACAGGACGGCAGCUCUGAGAGCUCCUCAAGUCUCUCCAAAUGGACGGGGAGUCCCACCUCCCGAAGCAGUGAUGAGCUGGAUGCCUGGACAGACUUCCGAUCCCGGACCAAUUCUAAUGCCAGCACACUCAGCGGCCGUCUUUCUCCAAUCCUUGCUAAUCUCGAGUUGGAUGAGGUGCCUGAUGAUGAUUCUCCUCUUUCCCCGAUGCUGUACUCCAGCCCCAGCAGCAUGUCCCCGUCCACGGGCCCCACAGGGCUCUCUGACCUGGCAGGUACCAUGAAUCUUAACGACGGGCUUUCAGACAACCUGAUGGAUGAUCUUUUAGACAACAUUAGCCUGACAGCAUCCCAGCAGCCUCCUCCUGGAGAGGAAGACACUGGAGCCAACGGCCAGGGGAGCUCAGUGUUUACCUUCAGCUGCUCAGGAAGUGGUCUAGGUAGUCCGUCUGGCAGCUAUGGGUCAAAUCCUAUUUUCAGCCCGCCGUCUAUCACAAGCUUGCGGCAGUCGCCCAUGCAGACCAUCCAGGAGAACAAGCAGACCACUUUCACGUGCAUUUCACACUUCAGUGACCACCACACCCUGCAGGAUCUGCUGAGCCUGGACUCCCACAGCCAUGUCAUGCUCACCCAGUCCGACCCUCUGAUGUCACAGGCCAGCACCGCCAUCACCCUACAGAACUCACGCCGAAACGCCAUGCUGCUCCGCAAAGACCACAUGGUGGUGAACCACACAAGUGCAGGCCAGGCCCAAAGCUCUUCAGUGCCUGGUUGGCAAGCUGGCUUGUCAACCUCUGACAAUGAUGCUGGCCACCCCGAUGCCAAGCCACCACACCUGAAGUCUCCCGGCAAAAACGCCUCUAUGCAGCUCAGCUCUGGCUUGUCUGGCCAGGACCGCUUUUCUGCCGAACUGGACCUUGACAUGUUCAACGGCAGUCUGGAGUGCGACAUGGACUCAAUCAUUCGCAAUGAACUGAUGGAUGCAGAUUGCCUGGACCUGAGCUUCGAUGCUCGCCUCACCUCCACCCAGAACACCAACAGGAAUUCAGGAAGCUUCUCCACCUCGAAGCAGACAUCCUCUCAAAAGUGGGUGCAAAGCUGAGAAGCAGCCAGCAUGAAUUAAUAAAACAAAUGGGGCUGGGGAUGUAAAUUUGGGUUCAUUGUUCUUCAUUCUGCAAAUAGAGGGGGAAAAGUGUGUAAAAGUGUAUUUAUGUAGUAUUUUCUUCCAUUAAUUUUAAUGUGAGGCAUUAAGUUCAGUACUGUAUUUAAGUGUCUGAGACACAGAAUGGUGUCUUCGCUACGAAGAAAAAAAAAAGAGAAAUCUUUAAAAAUAUUAAUGCCUGGAUGUUAGGAACAACAGUACUGACUCAAAUGAAAGUACAGGACAUCUCGGUGAAACUAAAUGGAAAGCAUCAACUCAUGUUAGUCUCAGGGAAUCGCUCAUAUCACCAAGUGAUAACGCAAAACUGAAGAUGAUUAAGUUUCCAUCCUGCUCUCUCUCGCUCUCUCCUUUCACUCCCUUUCAUAACUAAACCAAUCUUUUUGCCAAACCAGUCGUCAGGCCUUUUGUUGGUUGACGGCCUGUUUACAGAAAAAGCUGCAGAGAAUGUUGCAUCAUCACAUUCAAGUGGAGGAUACUUGAUGAGCUUUGUUUUUGUUUUUAAAUGUUUCUUUGAGAAGACGUCGCCUAAGUGAACAGCCCUUCAUUUCCCCGUCGAUGCACCAAGUCACACACACCAAAUAUCAGUCUGUUACAUACGUUAUCAAGACAUGAACUGAUCAUUGUGUGGUUUUUGUACGUUAUUUUUUUUUAAGCAAACCCUGUGAUUUUAGUGACAUUACUGUGAAUUUUGUUCCUUCUGAAGAGGUGCAUCACUGAAGUAUUGACAAAUUAUGUUUCUGCUGCAGAUUCCUGUUCACCAUUUUCCAUCCUCUUCAUCUUCUACUUACCACUCUAUAUACAGACAUUAGGUUGAAAUUAGGGACAUGAUUUAGCUCAACUUUGCACCACCAACCUAAUAAAUCUUUAGAACUUUUUGAAUUAAAAUAACCACUCUUGAGCACUGUAUUGCAAAUCAUUCAUUAAAAGGAGUUCUUGGUGCUAUAAAUAUGAAGAUAGCAGGGAGUGGCUGCAGAUGGAGCGGCGUUUGUAGCCUCUCCCUCGUUAUCAGCACUAUAGCAGGUGCUCGGGAAAAUGUUUUCAACCUUGUCAGAUGAAAGUGUGGUACUUUAGAGCCAUUUUUUUUGCCAUUAAAGAAAAAAAGUAUUUUAAAUCUUGCCAAUUUUUUUUUUCUGCAUUUAAGAUAAGUGGAUAUAAAGGAUAUUCAGUGUGUAGCUAUUAGGAACCAGUGUUUAUAAGGGUUUAAGAAAAAAUAAUUCAGCACAGUUUUUGUAGGAACAGCAGCAUAAUUGAUUUUAAGUUUACUAUUUUAUUAUGUUUUAAGAACUGUAAGCAGAUAUUGUCCUUUUUGCCAAAUUAAACCAUUUAAAAU
This is a messenger RNA of Melanotaenia boesemani (Boeseman's rainbowfish), 3977 nucleotides long. It is a transcript of the gene foxo3a, whose product is annotated as forkhead box O3A. The coding region runs from base 731 to 2587 and encodes 618 amino acids. Gene Ontology annotation, biological process: regulation of transcription by RNA polymerase II. Gene Ontology annotation, molecular function: RNA polymerase II cis-regulatory region sequence-specific DNA binding; DNA-binding transcription factor activity, RNA polymerase II-specific. The transcript has 2 exons. Lineage: Eukaryota; Metazoa; Chordata; Actinopteri; Atheriniformes; Melanotaeniidae. Gene Ontology annotation, cellular component: mitochondrial matrix; nucleus. The record is from RefSeq and is a predicted model, not a curated record.